UACCUUUUGGAAGCCAUUUUGUAUGGUUUCUAUUCUGUGUUUGCGUUUGGUGUGCAGUUUUGCGGAUAAAUUCGUGCAGGCACGCACUUUUAUUGUUUAAUUAUUUUUACUAACCUUUCGACUGCUGUUUACAGUGUUACUUUUUUUUUUGUAUAGCGGAAUAGGACGAUUUACUAUCGAAUAAAAAUGGCAGAACAAUCAAAGACAGACAUGAAGCACAUCCUGCAGCUGACGAAGGAGGCGCGUCGAAUCUUUCUCAACUCGUUCGACACGCUCAUGUCGGAUUGUGAUGGUGUGCUGUGGAACUUUACCGGUCCCAUACCCGGGGUGGACAAAGCGCUGCAGCUGCUGCGUGCCGAUGGGAAGAAGCUGGCCUUCAUCUCCAACAAUGGCAUGCGUACGAUGGAGGAGUAUCAGAAAAAGUUUCACUCGCUCGGCAUUGACGCACUCGAGGAGGAAAUAGUUCAUCCAGCCCUGACCACGGUUCAUUAUCUGAAAUCGAUCCAUAUGCGGGAUGCUGUCUACUGCAUCGGGACCGAAGUGUUCAAGGAUUAUCUACGGAGGGCAGGCUUUAAAGUUCUGGAUGGACCUAAGGAACGUUUCCCGGAUACUCGCGAGGCGAACCAGGUGCGCGUGUACACGGAUUACUUUGAGCAGCGCGGUCCAAAGGUCGGUGCCGUGGUGAUCGAUAUCGAUGUGAACCUUUCGCUGCAGAACCUGAUGAAGGCAAAGUGUUAUCUGGAGCGUGAUCCGAACUGUGUGUUCAUUGCCGGUGCAACCGAUUACAUUAUACCGCUCGAUUCCAGCAUGGAUGUGAUAGGACCGGGAUACUUUAUCGAUAUCCUGGAGCGUUCGACUGGGCGGAAAGCACUCAUUCUUGGCAAACCGGGAAAGGCACUGGCACAGGUGGUCUUAAAGCAGUUCCAGAUUACUGAUCCGAAACGCGUUCUGUUUGUUGGUGACAUGAUGCCACAAGACAUGGGAUUCGGCACGCGGUGCGGUUUCCAAAAGCUGCUCAUGCUGAGUGGUGGGACCCCGAAGGAUGCUUUACUAACCCAGGACGACGCUGACCAGCUGCCGAAUUAUUACGCAGACAGCUUUGCGGAUUUCAUCCAACUGUACAAUGAAAACAUGAACGUAGAAGAAUAGCCGUACAGCACGGCAUACAACUGAUAACAAGCGCACGACUUUAUCAUCUCAACAUAUGUAAACAUACCUGUAUUUAGCAUUUAAUGACCCACCAAUAAACAAAAUUCGACGUAUCAAAUGCAGCA
Molecule: messenger RNA, 1274 nt
Organism: Anopheles moucheti
Lineage: Eukaryota; Metazoa; Arthropoda; Insecta; Diptera; Culicidae
Exons: 4
Coding region: 187-1149 (320 amino acids)
Cellular component (GO): cytoplasm
Molecular function (GO): phosphatase activity
Source: RefSeq, a predicted model, not a curated record